UUUACUGUAAUCGAUCGGUUGGAGGGUAGGAUUAUGUUCAAGAUUCAACUCUUCUUUUAAACGUUAAAGCGUUUAGUUUUACCUUAGUAUUUGAACUUAGAAGUCGUCUACAAAAUGGAUAAUAUGUAUAGUACGUCCGGGGAAAAAGAGACUGAUGAAAUACUGUUGCUACCUUUUACAUAUAUUAUGCAAGUGCCUGGAAAACAGAUCAGAGCAAAACUGGCAUUAGCAUUUAAUUAUUGGCUGAAAAUUCCCCAUGACAAGUUGGCUGUUAUUGGGGAUAUAGUACAGAUGUUGCAUAACUCUAGUCUGCUGACUGACGAUAUUCAAGACGACUCUGUCUUAAGGCGAGGAAUACCCGUAGCACAUUCCAUUUAUGGUAUAGCUAGUACGAUAAAUGCAGCCAAUUACAUGUCGUUUGUUGCCCUAGAAAGAACAUUAAGUUUAGGUCAUCCAAUGGCAACAACCGUUUAUACUGAGCAAGUUUUAGAACUGCAUCGUGGACAAGGAAUGGAAAUAUAUUGGCGAGAUAAUUAUACAUGUCCUACCGAAGAAGAAUAUAAGAAAAUGACAAUUAGAAAGACUGGUGGCCUAUUCAUGCUUGCUAUUCGACUUAUGCAACUGUUUAGUGACAGUAAAAAUGAUUUUACGAAACUUACAGGCAUUUUAGGCUUAUACUUCCAAAUCAGAGACGACUACUGUAAUCUAUGCUUGCAAGAGUACUCUGAAAAUAAAAGUUAUUGUGAAGACCUUACCGAAGGAAAAUUUAGUUUUCCUAUUAUUCAUGCUAUUCACAAUCAUCCCGAGGAUAGACAAGUAAUCAAUAUUUUGAGACAAAGGACAAAAAAUAUUGAGGUUAAAAAGUACUGUGUGAAAUUGCUGAACAAUUUUGGCUCAUUUGAGCACACUAGAAAGGUUCUAUCACAACUGGACAAUGAUGCACGGAAAGAAGUCGAGAAUCUUGGUGGAAACCCUCUCAUGUUGAAAAUACUCGAUGAAUUGUUAACCUGGAACUAUAAUUUUGAUGAGAAAGCUGUAUCUAUUUGAAUACAGUCAUGACCAGCAUAAAAAAAUCUUUAUAUUCUAGUUGUAUUAAAAUAAUACUUAUGUUAAGGAUAAUAGAUAACUCUUCUGGGACUUAAUAAAUGUAUACUAUUAAAAUAAUUGUAGUGGAGUAUUUUAUAAAGGCUUGAAAUAUUAAAGCCUAUCAAAAUAAAUAAUUUGUGAAUGUGCUUAAAAUCCAAUCGAAAUUAGUUACAAUCAAUGUGACUUAUUAAAUUAAAAUAAUGGCUUAAUCCCAUUCUUUAGUACUUAAUAUCAACACUUUACCAGUGUUUUAGUCUUCCAUUAAAUAAGAAAU
This is a messenger RNA of Adelges cooleyi (spruce gall adelgid), 1360 nucleotides long. It is a transcript of the gene qm, whose product is annotated as terpene synthase. Gene Ontology annotation, molecular function: prenyltransferase activity. Bases 115 to 1047 code for a protein of 310 amino acids. Gene Ontology annotation, biological process: isoprenoid biosynthetic process. The record is from RefSeq and is a predicted model, not a curated record. The transcript is spliced from 7 exons. NCBI's taxonomy places the organism in Eukaryota, Metazoa, Arthropoda, Insecta, Hemiptera, Adelgidae.